Molecule: messenger RNA, 14629 nt
Organism: Acinonyx jubatus (cheetah)
Lineage: Eukaryota; Metazoa; Chordata; Mammalia; Carnivora; Felidae
Gene: TMEM164
Product: transmembrane protein 164
Exons: 7
Coding region: 9572-10366 (264 amino acids)
Source: RefSeq, a predicted model, not a curated record
CCUUUUGUCAUCCUUUCUCAACCCUCUGAACAUUCCUCAGAUGAUUUGGCUCAUUAACGUAUACUUUUGUAUAUUUGUAGGUAAUUCUGCAUUUGGCUGGGUCACUUGUUUUUUUUUUUUUUUUGUGCGUGUGUGUGUUUGUUCAGUCUCCACCAUUAGCGUGAGCAUAUAUGUUUUUUUUAACGGAAGGGGUCAGUGUUAUUUUUUUUUUCUCCUUUGUAACUCUCUGCACAGCUUAAUACAAUACCAUACACGUACAUUGGUUGUUCAGCGUGUACCUGGAUAAUGCUGACUGCCCGAUGGACAGAGCCAACUUUCUCCUCUGUGUUUUUGUUGGCCUCCAGUGGCCCUGCCUGUGUUCCUUUGAGGCCUGAUGGGCAUGGUUGCUGUGUCUCUUGUGCCCAUUAGGAGAGCCUCCUGUCCGUUUUUUGAAAUAGCCAGAGGAGAGAGGUGGUCAGGGCUCUAGCUCACACAUCUUUCUUGUUGCAUUUCCAUCACAGAGAGCCAGUGAUUAGUGCUGCAGCCUGCUCUUUGCCCAGAGUCUCUGCUCACUUUCAUCCCAGUGAGGAAAUUAUGCUGUUGGAUCUUGGUCUUAAUCCCUCGGCAGACAUCUGGACAGGCCUACUUCUUUUCCUUCCUUAAUAUCGCAUAAAUUAAAGAAAUGUUAUUAGGCUAGUGAUUCACUUUGCAUCUCUUUCUGCAUGUUUCAGUGGUAGCUCAUUGUCAUCAUGCCUCAUCAAAAUGCCCUCGGUGAGAAGAGCCAGAUUUGUAAACUUCUCUUGGCCUUUUGUAUCUUUUUUUUUGUUUUGUACUUGAAUUGUUUUUUCAGCUUUAUUGAGGUAAGAUAGCUGUAAGAUACUUAAAGUGUGCAACAUGAUGGUUUGACAUACACAUACAUUGUGAAAGGGUUCCACUCAUCAAGUUACUGUAUUCAUGGUCUUACGUAUCUUUUGUUAAAUUGAGAAUAUCUCGUCCCAGGUGUCCCUCUUCUGCCAGUAACUGGCAGUGUGGACAUGAAGAAACUGUGGGUGUGGAGAGAAAGGAUUCUCGAACUUUCGUUGUGAAAAAUGACCUUGGAAACUUGGUGUAGUGCAGAUCCCUGGCUCUCUACGUGGAGUCUGAGUAGGUGGAGGGCAGUGAUGGGACUCUGCAUUUAUUACAUGCUCCCUCGUAAUUCUGAUGUUGGUGAGCCUUGAACCCCACUUUGAGAGACAUUAUCUAGUAGCUAAAGUAUUAGGUAGCACGUUGGUUCAAAAGCUCAUCCUGACUGGCGUGAAUCUGGGUGGCCUGUGGGCAGGGCAUUGAACCUUCUGGCAGUGCCUCAGUGUUUAUGUAGGUGUUAAAUAAUGUGGCUGCGAUUAAAAGUGUGAAGGCCCCAAGUUACUGUGAGGUACAUUUUAAGGUAGCUUCAGCAUUCCAGUGGCUUCUUUGGUGACUGGGAGUUAUGUCACUGAAGUAAGUAUUUCAGCCAGGCCUCCAUCACCUUCUGGUCCUCCCUCCCUGCCAGUCUCUAAGAUCUUUGGAAACUAAGGGGAGUUUCCAAAGAGUUACUGCAUGCUAAUUCUGUUUGCAGGACACUUGUUUCAUUUUAUUUUUGAGAGAGAGAGCGUGAGCAGGGGACAGACAGAAGGGCAGAGAGGAUCCGAAGCGGGUUGCAUGCAGACAGCAGACAGCCUGACGCGGGGUUUAGACUCACAAACUGCGAGAUCAUGACUUGAGCUGAAGUCAGAUGCUCAACUGGCUGAGCCAUCCAGGCACCCCACAUUCAGCAGCUAUUUAUCCAAGGAUUCAGAGAUGAAUACGAAACAUUCUUUCCCCUCGUGUCACUCGCUUGAGAUGAGACAGACAAGAUCAACGAAAUUACAAUGUGACAUUUACAGUAACAUUUGAACAAGACAUAGGGCCCAGAGGGUCUUUUUUUUGUUAACCUAGUGCAAUGAAGGAAAGCCUUCUAGAAGAGGAGACAUUUGAGCUGGCUCACGAAAGAGACCAUCAGCUGCGGGAGAGCAGGGACUCUUGUUUGUCUGGUUUUCUUUUCUAGUGCCUCUGUCAGAGCCUGGCUCAUAGUAGGUGCUCAAUGAGCUGGGCAUUGGAGGAAGGAAUGGAAUUCUAGGCAUAGGGAACAAUAUAUGCAAAGCAUAAGAAAGCUUCACAACUAUAACCAGGAGUCAUUCGCAUAUUACUGUCAGGGGUAGAUUUCGUCUCUUUUCUCCCUUGGCAAACCAAAUAAAACUCCAGAAAUGCUCUGUCAUUUCUGCGCUGCUGAUAGCCAACUGCAGUUGCCCAUCAGUGCUCAGUCGGGGGUUCGUGAGCUAGAGCAUUGUGUUCUCUGUGCUGUCCCAAGGAGGGCCCAUGCUGUCAAGGACAGACAACAAAGAACAUUGAUGAGAGCGAGAAGGCAUUAAGUACAGGAAAUGAGAUAGCAGGCAUCCCACCUGCGACCAGAAGAUUUUUAGUGUCUCAUGCGAUGCUGUCCUGCUACCUUUCUUUUUCCUGUUCCUUCGCCCCUGCUUCCAAGUCUGUCCCCCAGCCCAGCCCAUCCAAGCUUGCCCCCUUCCAGAAUAAUCCAGGCUCCAAUGCAAUGCCUUCUAGCAUCCAAAAUGACCAUUCUGUCAGAGGCGGUGAUAGCCAUGAGGGAAUUAGGAAGAAAGCUGUUCCGGUAUGAAGAGGUUUCAGACCUAACUGGGUGUGUGUGGGGGGAGGAUUUUCUAAAAGGGCCUUGUUACCCCAGCAUGAUCUCAAAUUGGUGAGGUGUGUCCCAGUUUUUUUUUUAAGGUUUAUUUAUUCUGAGAGAGAGAGAGAGAGAGAGAGAACAAGCGGAGGAGGGACAGAGAGACACACACAGAAUCCAAAGCAGGCUCCAGGGUCCGAGCUGUCAGCACAGAGCCUGAUGUGGGGCUUGAACCCAUGAACUGUGAGGUCAUGACAUGACCGAAGUCAGACGCUUAACUGAGCCACCCAGGCGCCCUUGUCCCAUUAUUUUUGAGCACAUGGCCUUUUCCCAUGUUCAGUCCUUGCUACCCUACUCGCUGGCCCCCCAGCGUGAGCCUCACUCCAAGGUGCUUGAAGUCUUGGGGAGGACUCCUCCUCCUCUGGGCAUCAGCCUUCUCUGUUGACUCUGCUUCUUCCCGGGGAAAGAGCUGCCAGCUAAGCAGGGCAUGGCUUGCACAUCUGUCCAUGCAUGCUGUGUCAAGGGAUCUGGAUCUGAAGGGGAGGGUUUGGGGGAAUCUCAGUAACCUGUGGUUCCGUUCCCAUAGCUGCGGGAGGAAAUGCCAGAGGGAAGAAGGUAGGGUGUGUCUUGUCCUGGGCCUGGAGGUGCUCAGGGAAGGGGAUGGGUGGCAGGAGCCAGGAGGUUAGAGAGGAUUGGCCUAUCUGGCAAAAACAGUCCAGGCCGUGCCCCGUUGGGCAGGUGUUUAGGUGGGUAGGAAAGGGAGAAGCAAAGUCAUCCAGGGAAGUCAGGAAGCAUGGGCCCAUGCUCUUUCCAACCUGAUGCCUUCAGUCUCCCUGCCUCUAUCACGUAUCAGUGGUGGUAUAAACUCCGGGUGUAUUUUGCCUGCGUGUUGAAUCGCCUUUGCCAACCGACCAGCUGUGUUUGCAGAAAGCCUCUGCCUGCCUGUGCUCUGGCUGUUGCUAGCAAAGAGACAUUUCAUUCAGGUGCUGAUUAAAUAGGGCGCAGAGCCAGAUUGCACAUUAAGGCCCUUAACUAUGGCUCUGGGAGCCCUGGGUAAACACUUAUUAGAUGUUCUGAGCAGAGCUCUAGCAGAGACUGCUGGAUGUGAGGUGCUUUCUUCAGAAGACAGGUUGAGGGAAGAUGGGGGGUAAGGAGAGAGACUUCUGGAGAGAGUCUUGAUCCUCUUUUCCUAGAUUAAUCCGAGCCGAAUUGACCUGGGAGGGCUAAAGAGCCUUCCUCAUUAACAUUUACUUGCCACAUUCUUGCUGGGACCCUGGAGGUUUGGAGUUGGGUCACAGCAGGGAGCCUGACUAGGUAGGGCAGUAGAAAUGCCUCCUUUUCCAAAUGCAAGUUCAGCCUCUCAGCUUGAGUUUUUGGACCACAUUUCCCAGGUCUGCAUUUGAGCUGCUUCAUCACAUGAUAUUAGGCAUGUAACAUAACUGCUGCGAACCUCAGUUUCACUUUUCUGUAAAAUGGGAAUCAUGCCACCUACCUAAUGGGCUGUUGUGAGGAUUUAGCAAAAUAACGUACAUCGAGUAUGCAGUGGGAGUUCUGGCUCAUUAUGAGCACAUAAUAAAUGUUAGCAGUUUUUCAGAGUAGUAGUAUUACUGCGAUCUAUUUCAAGGCAGUGGUGGCACAGUGGGUCAGCACACACAGAGCACGGACCCGAGGCGGAUAAGGGCCUGGGUUCAGAUCUUACCACCAGCUGUCUAGCUCUGGGCAAGUUUCUUAACCUCUCUAAGCCUACGUUCCUACACGUGUAAAAUGGACUAAUAAGAUAGUGUCUGAUACCUAGUAAAUGUUUAAUAAGUUUUAGCUGUGAUGAUGAUGAUGGUGAUGGCAAUGGCAAUGAUGACCAUCAUCAUUGUCAUUAUGGCUGCUUGCUCCUGUGAGCUUGGGUGCCUGGUGCUGCAAUAAGACGAUAAAGCUUAGGUACAGGAAGGCAGCGUUGAGAAUCUUAUCUAAGUAAAGCUUUCCUGGCACAUAGUGGGCAAAAAUAUUGGUUCCAUGAUGCUUGGCUGUUUGAGGCCUAAGGACAGCUUGAUGGGCAAUUUGAAAAGUUACUUUGAAUCACCCAGUCCCAUCUGAAGAAUUUGGCAGAUGGCUGUCACUGGUAGGAAGCUUGGCUUUCCAGGGACCUCUGGGCCACUCUUCCAUCAAUGGGCUGGCUUCAUGGGGCAAGCUAUCUUAAGAUUGGUAGCUUAGGAAACCAGCGAGUAUAUGACCAAAGUAUGGAAGGAACGGUUUAGGGGUGGACAGAGACAGGUUUGUGGAUUUAUUUUUUUCCUUUUUCAUUAAUUCCUUUUGAUUGAGGGGAGUGUAACUUUCUCAAGUGCCGUCUGUUACCAGGGUUUGGUAAUUACUGGAGGAGGUAGGGCUGCUUCCAGAACUCCGAGGACAAAGGUAGGUUUAAAGUAGACCAAUGCCAGGGCACCUGGAUGGUUCAGUCUGUUGGGCAUCUGUCUGAUUUUGACUCAGCUCACGGUCUUGUGGUUCAGUCAGUUGGAGCCCCACAUUGGGCUCACUGCUGUCAGCCUGUCAGCACAGAGCUCGCUUCGGAUCCUCUGUCCCCCUCUCUCUGCCCCUUCCCCCACCUGCACUCUCCCCCACAUAAAUAAAUAUUAAAAGAAAACAAAGUAGACCAGUGCCUUGCUUUCCAUGUCAGUAAAUGGACAGGAAAAAAAAUUAGACAAUCCUGGUAGCUCCGUAAACCUCUCAUGUUUUCAAGACCAGCUGACUCUUAGAACUGUGCCCUGGGAGCUGAGCCGCCUUUGAGUGCUGCCUUCCAGGGCUGAUGCCUUGAUCAUAUGACUGCACAGCCCUGUAGUGGGGGGUGCCCCUCCUUGGACCUCUUCCCUUCCCUCAAUGCCAUCGGAAGGCCUUCGGGCAGAUUCCCAAGCAUUGUGGGUAAAUAGGCAGUUUCUUAGCUUUGGAGUUGCGAGAAUUGAGAAGGCUAAGGUCAUGUUUUCUGUAAUAAUCCUGGUUCCCCAGCUGGAGCUGGCUUGGAGGGCCUUUCUAAAACAAACAGCAGCCCAAAGAAAUAGCAGCUCUUAGAAAUUAGUUGUGGAAGGUCACCCGUUCCAAGACCUAGGGAGAUUUAACAAAGGGUCCUCUUCAUAUGACCACUUGCUCCCUGUCCAUUUGCAUUUGUUAAGAGUUUCCUUUUUUAAGGGUGUGUGUGUGUGUGUGUGUGUGUGUGUGUGCCUGCCUGUCACUGCCCUUUAUUCUCUGUGCCCUGCAGGAAUGUUGCUGAGGGUCAUGUGCAUAAGUGCCUUAUUAUCUUCAGCACUUUUACACUUACUCCCUUGGGCUGCAGCAGCUGCCUACAGCUCCCAGUGGGCAUUUCUCUCUACUUCCGGGGCUCCCAGGCCCACAGGGAGCAGUGGGGCACUCCCUUGGGAUCGCCAUUCCACUGCACAGCACCUCACUGGACUUUCCAGUUCAGCCCUCCUCAGAAUAGCUGUGCAAGCUUAGCACCAAGCCACGGUCAUGUUUCUGUGUUUGCUUGUGAGGUUUCUGGCCAGUGAGGGAAGAGAACAGAUUGACGCCACCCCCCCCUUCCCAUCAGGGCCUUGUGGCUGUUCUCCCUGGGUGGAGCUCUCGGGGGUUGGGGAGUGUUGCUGUCUUGGACACAGGAGGUCAGGGGUGACCUUUAGGCCAAGGCUGCAUUGGAUUUGUGGAGAAGAAUGUGAAGCCUGCCGCGUGGCAGGGGCUCCUGACUGCUGCGGAGUGUUUGGCCAUACCUCACAGCCGGUAGUGCUGUGUUUGCUCAGAUGGACACACGUGGAAACCAGGCUGGGAUCAUCUUCCCAAGUUUCUAACUCUCUGCUUUGGGGCUGCUCGGAAAAACAAUUGGCAAAGUACACUGUGGUCCGCACCUGUUGUUGCUUCCCGCUGCCCCCCGCCCCACCCUUUGCCAUGGUCAGUUCUCAGUGAACUGAGGAUUAACUCUUGGCCCCUCCCACUUACAUUUUCUUUUUCCCUUCCCCUUGGGCUUGGGGCCUCGCUUUCCAGUCAUAACUGUCCAUCACCGUUGAGGACAGUUGGUGCCUACUGCUCCUGUAGGGCUCCCCCACCCCCCACCCCUGACCUUUUAAACACUAUAAACCUGGAACAGAGUCAGGUAGGCAAGAGAGUCAAAUUUAGGAGAAAGAUAGGACUAGAAUUUUUGGUUAUCUCUGUACACUCUCUGAAAGUUAGUAGCAGUAAUAACACUUGUAACAUUUUUGAGCAUGUUAUCCCCCAGGCUAAGUGCUAGAUAUACUAGCCACCCAUAUAUUACCUAAUUUUGCCAGCCUUCGACAAAGAUCAUUUUUGUAUUAUCUAACUCUUUCUUUCCCUCCAUUCUGACCGAUUUCCCCUUUGGUUGACUAAAGAUACCGUAUGACGUAUUCUAGCAAAACUUCCUUGGGUUUGGCAGAAUGGCAGAGCGAUGCCAAGGCAGCUGAAAGAAACCUUGGAGACCAUCCAGCUCACCUCCUUCCUCAUUUUUCCGGAUGAGCAAACUGGGAUCCAGAGAGGUGAAGCGAUUUGUACAAAGGCACACAGCUAAACAGAAGCAGAGCAAAGUCUCCUGACUCCGGUUUACAGUCUGCCUCUCAUGCCACCCAUGGCCUCCUUCCACCCCUAACCAUUCAGCAUGAAAGGAGCCAGACUUUUGUUCUUGUCCACUAGUAGAGAAACAGAAAUCUUGGGUUGUUUGAGCAGGACUCCGAAACUUUGUCCAGCAGAGGUGAGACAAAGGCCAAGGAGGAAAAAGGUCAGAAUUAUCUGUCCACUCAGUGGGAGAGGUCUGUUUAUCUUGGUAAACAAUGAAGAGUAAUAGAGUGCUGGAUUAAAUGUUAGCCAGCCAUGGGCCUUGGUUCUAGAAUUCAUUAUGCAACUGGAUGACAGAACCUGGUAGUUGUGUCUAGGCAGGUAGCCUCUCUGUGCUUCAGUGUUCUUACGAUAAUACCUACAGUGUGCGGGCUCUGGAGCCAGACUGGCCAGGUUCAGAUCCCAGCUCUGUUGCUUUCCAGCUGUGUAGCCUCGGGCAGGUUCAUUGACAUUUCUGAGACUGUUUUUCCCCCCUCUGUAAAGUAGGGAGAAUAGUAUCUACCUUGUGGGGUUCUUGGGAGAAUUAAAUGCAUGGCUACCUGUAAAGUAUUUGGAGCAGUAUCUGCUGUGUAGCAGGAGCUUAGGAAGUAUGAGUAAUGGCUGUUAUCAUUGUAAGAUAGGGAUGAUCUCUGCCCUUCCUAAUUCAUAGGGAAUCAAAUGAAAUAAGGUAUGUGGAAUGAAAGCGCUGGCUCAAUGGGAAGAAUUCUCUUUUGAGAGCAUGAACAUUCAAAGGCUUAUUCUCAUAUUGUGUCUAGGAUCAGAUACUGAUGGAUAGUUCCUUGGUGAUCUGGUAGAUCUGUAUUUUUUUAAUUGAAUGCAUUAAUUUAAUAGAAUAAUUCAAUAAUCAAGAUGAAUCAACGGAAAUGGUUUGACAGACAAGACAUGUUUCAUCAUCGUUUCCUUGAUACAUACAGUCAAUCAUGCCACAUUUACAGUGGCUUCAAACAUUUCUGGUAGAUUUGUAUUUUAUAUAAACGCUGAGCCCAUUGAGCGAUGUGAAUUGUGCUUUUUCCUUCCCAGUGUACUCAAGGGCACUUGAGAUUCCUGCAUCUCAAGUAAAGUGGCUCGAGGAUUCGAAAUGAAAAGCAAUUAUACUCUUCCCUCAAUGCCCCUAUCUUAGUUGAUGGCACUGAAGUCCAUCUAGUGACCCACGUUAAAUCCUUGGAAACCUUGACACAUUUCCAUUCCUCCCUCUUCCUCCCUUCCAUCAUCAUAGUCUCUGAGUCAUCUUGAUUCUGUCUUUUCAUUAUCUCUUCCAUCUGUCUCUUCCUCCUUUGAUUCCUCUGCCCUAAUUCAUCCAAUUGUUUAUCUUGAUCACCAUCACCAUCUGGCUUAUUAUAGCAGCCUCCCAACUGAUUCAUACUCUGUUCAUCCUGUACACUGCUGCCCGAAUGAUACGAGUAGCACACAUGUUGGCUCAUGCCAUUCCCUUGCUCAAAAGCCUUCGAGAGCUCCCUAUUACCUUAUACCUUAUGCAUAUACCUAAUGGUGUCCUGAGCUGAUUUUGCUGCUUGGUCAUAGGCUGCUUUUCCAAUGAGUCUCCAUGUAGGUCCAAACUCUUUUUUAGCACAGCAUUUUAGGCAGCUGCUUUCAAUUAUUUGAAUUUGGCACAUAGACUCGGGCUGGCAAAUAGAUAAACUCUUUAGAGAAAGCGUAAAAACUCCAUGCUGAUAGAAUUCAGUGUCUUCUAUGGUCUUUCUUUCCAGCCAUAGCUUCUAGGACAUUCUUAUUCCAUGUAUGCACCACACACUCGCAUGCUUCUCCGAGUUUACACUCUGUUCAUGCCAUACCCUCAGCCAGAAAUAUUCUUUCUUUCCUUUUCCUGUUGAAAUGCUCAUCACUCAAGGCUCAGCCUAAACACUGCCUCUUGCGGAGCUUUCGUCAAACCUACACCCCAGACUUAGCCACUCUUGUCCAUUUUAGCAUUUUAUUCUGCCCUUUAUUACAUAAUUGUUUAUGUGUCUUCCCCACUCCUUAGAGUGUAUGUUCCCUGAAUGUAAAGCCUGUGCUUCUGGGAAUUUCUCUGUCCCCCACAACAUCUAGUGCCUACUAGACUCCUAAUUUGGACAAAUCCCUUUGUUUUGCAGAUGGGGGAACUGAGGCUUAGAGGGAAAGGGUCAUAAGUUUAUUCUGGGACUUGUUCAGUUUCAGGUGUUUGAGACAUGGAGGCUGGAAUGUCCAGCAGGCAGUUGAGCUGUGGUUAGGGCUAGAAAUGUUGAGUUAAGAGGCUGUCUAGGGAAGAUAAAAGAGAAGGCGAGAAUAUCAUGCCCAUUCGGAAGGGAAGGAAGCAAAGUGUUCUGUGGAAUGCCUACUUUGGGGGGCAGAAAGAAGACUCGGCCAGGCAGUCAUCCAGGAAGUGGGAGGUGUGUCAGGAAGCAGGAGCAGUCCCUGAUGCCAUGUGAUGCAAAGAGGUGGAACCCCAGGAAGCCAGGGCAGUUGGAAUUGAUCUUUCUCUUGGCCUGCCCUCCGUGUCCUGGAGCUAUCGUCGUGUUCAAGCUCCAGAUGCACAUGUUGAAUGGAGCGCUUCUGGCCCUGGUGUUUCCUGUGGUAAAUACCCGGCUGCUCCCCUUUGAAUUGGAGAUUUACUACAUUCAGCAUGUUAUGCUCUACGUGGUGCCCAUCUACCUGCUUUGGAAAGGAGACUAUAGGGUCCAGUUCAUUUGGUCGAAUGCCUGGAUGGAAGGGAAACCGGACUUGGGCCUGUGCUCAGUGGCUGAGAAUAGGAAUCCCAUAUCCAUGGCCAUCGUGGGAUCAUGCCACCCAGGGCUGUAUCUCCUGGGCAGUGAAGGCUUGCAGAAGCUGGAAAUCAAGGCGUCUCAUUUAGAGAGGGCCCAAAGGUGCUUACACCCCAGAGCCCCUCAGCAGUUUCCGGUGGGCCCUUCUCUCAACUGGCCUCAUGUUCUUUUACCACUUCAGCGUCUUGCAGAUCUUGGGCCUGGUCACCGAAGUGAAUUUGAACAACAUGCUGUGUCCGGCCAUCUCAGACCCAUUCUACGGCCCCUGGUAUCGCAUCUGGGCCUCGGGACACCAGACUCUCAUGACCAUGACCCACGGGAAGCUGGUCAUCCUGUUCUCAUACAUGGCUGGGCCCUUGUGUAAAUAUCUGCUGGAUUUGCUCCGGCUUCCAGCCAAGAAAAUAGACUGAAGGUGCUUGUCUUUUUUUUUUUUUUUUUUUUUUUUUUUUCCUCCCUGAGGAAGCAAGUCCUGACUUGACUUGGAGAACACCCAGUUCUUGAUGAAAUCAUGGGGAGAGGGCAGUAGGAUGUCUGGUGUAUUUCUCUUUCCCUUGUCUCUGUCCCUUUCUUCCACACUCUUCCCUCCCCAGCUCUUCCGCCCAGGACAUCUCCUGGGCCUGAGGCAUCAUGCUGAGGGUAGGAUCCUUUCUCCUCCCCUUUGGCUCUUUCUCUCUGCUCCUAGUGGCCUUACGUGGGCGAAAGUAGUCAGUGGCUUUCACUCUGCUUGUUGGUGCUUUCAUGACAGCUGGUUGAGGGGACGGGGACCAACAAGCAGUAGUUCUUUUGUUGGCAUUGAGGUGAUGAGAUUGGGUUGGGUUUCAUUUCUCCACUGCCAGGGACCUCCAGGCUUACGCCAGGGUCCCCUUUUGUCUCCAGCACAGCCCCCACCAUGAUGGGACCGAGGCCUUGUUUCUAUACCAGCGGCAUGCCAAGAGCCAAGGGAUUUCCCCACUCAUGGCCAAAAUAGAACCUGCCAGAGUCUUCCCAUUGGUGUCCCAUGACUCAAAGCAAGCAGCCAACUAGCCACUCCCUCCAAGAUGCUGCCCUGCGGUGGAAGGUGGGGGCACUACCCGACACCAAGGCUAGAUUCUUCUGGGGGUAGAGAGCUGUUGCAGUGGCAAAAUCCAAAGUGAACAAGUUUGAAGUCUCCACAGCUCCUACUUGGUAGGACCCUGGGUCCAUCCUGCCUGAGAGAGCUGAGAAGUGACCCACAUCCCAGUGAGAAGUCAGCAUAGAAAUUAAUCAACAGAAGUGGUAACUUGAGAAAACUGUGAUUUGAAUCAUAUGCUCCAUUUUAGUUCAAUGUUGAUAACAGAUGCCCUUUUAAUCUUGAGUGCCCCUUAAAUGUUUCUCUCUCUCUCUCUCUUCUUUUUAAAAGGCAGCUUCAGGGAAGAGUGAGCUAGAGUUGGUUGGGGUUUAUUUUAUUAUUAUUAUUAUUAUUAUUAUUAUUAUUUUUUGUUUUUGUCAGUUUGUUUGCUUCUUUGUUUUUGGAUGUUUGAGUUCAGAGAAUCCUUGCAUCAGGGCCUGUCUCUGCGGGGGCUCCUGUCCAUCCGUUUCGUGCUUUUUACGGGCUAUGUCAGCAUUCUGGGUUUGGAAAGAUACAGAUCCUGCCAGUGUUGUUUCCCGAGGGCCAGGGGUCAUCACUGUAGCCAGAUUCAGUGCUGAAUUGUUUAGCAUCGGGUGGGCAUCACACACUCCCCUACUCCCCACCCAGCCCACCCUCGAAGCCCCUGUGUAGGUUGGAAGGGAGGUGCCAAGCAAUCAGAUCCCCAUAGGUACAGGUUCAAGUGCUUCAGAAGGAACACCUUCUGUUGAAAGACUUGAACUCAGUCACACAUGGACUUGAAGGAGGGAGCCAGUGCCUGGGCAUUUGCUGACUCCUUGUGGGCUUCAACUAAGAACAGGUUUGCUUCAGAACAGUAAAAACUUGUUCAGUGACUUCCUCUGAUGGCCCCCGUUCUCCUCUCCCACUGUGGGCAACUGGGAGGCUUUGGGCUGGGGUCCCGUAUUUCAGCUGUUACCAUAUCAGACCCAGGUUGAGCGUCAGUGUCUCAGUGGUCGAUUUUAGCAAAUGGACCUAAGGAAGGCAGCAGAGUGCAGAAGAGUCUCUUUGAGCAUGGUGAGGCCCCAGAAGCCACACCCGGGAGGGACUGCCCUUCUCCAGUGGCCUUGCUAGCCUGGAGGCCAUCAAUUCCCAGGGUGUGGGGGAGCUAGAGAGAGCACACCUAGUACUCUCACUCCCCUUGAGCUCCUCAUGACGCACAGCCUUCAUUUUCUGCUGUCUUGGAGGGUCCAGCCAAGUCUUUUUAGUGACUCUCACCCUGGGGUCGUCCUCUGGAAGGGGGCCCCUCUGGAGCAGCUAGGCUCACCCUGCCCACUGUCAAACUGCUGCGUGUAGGAAUGGCUGACGAGGAACUGUGCGAGGCCUCGGUGCCCCUUGGCUCGUCACAAAAGGGAAGGUUGGAAGGAGGUCACGGGAGGAGCCCCUGGGGGCAUGUCCUGUCCCCUCCCAGAACAAGGAAUCUCUGCAGGCAGAUGGUCUGUGCUGCAGCUGGGGGCCUGCAGCCUGGGUGUGGCAGACACUCCUCUUUGGAAUGCCACCGUGGCGCGGCGAGUCGGCACUCCCUCUCUUCCUCUCCGUCUCAGUGGCAUGGCAUAGGUCGCCCGUCAGCCCGGCCUUCCCUGCGUCGACAUGCCUUUGCCCUGGCUCCAGCUCAGUGCCCCAUUCGGGCUGAUAUUCUUUUGCUGGGAAGGAAAGAAGAAAGUGACAUCCCGGAGGCAGCUACAUGUGUCCAGGGAAGGGGGAUGUUGGAGGGGAGGUGCGGGACUUCCAGGGGGCCAGGCCAGCUCAGAAAAAUAUAGGCAGAAGGAAUAGAGAGUGAGCCCUGUCCACAGGCUGCGCGCGGCAUCGUGGCUUGUGUGGGAGGUGCUGGGGCGCUGCAAGUACCUGAUGUGGUCUUGUAGCUCACUCUUAACCUCGGGCCCAGCCCAUGGUGAGAGGUGACCUGGGCACCCCUACAACAGCCUGCCUUGGAAGGUGGCCCCUGUGCCAGUGGGCCCGGGGGCUUCCCAGCUCCUGCCGAGGGCUUUCCUGGCAGGUGCCAAGGAGGUUCCCCAGCCACCUUGGCCAAGUUUCCAUAUGCCAUUUGCCAGCGUGCGGGAGCUUGCUGCAUGCGCGCGCGUGUGGGUAUCUGAGAGAGUGUUCGUGGAAGUGGACAGUUUCUUCUCAAACAGCCCCAGGAAGCGAAAGGAGGGCCUUCCCAGCCCCAGGUAGUCUUGGCCAAGGAUCUGGGCCAAUGAUAAGAGUCCGCUUAGCUGGCCAACAUUGUGGCAUCAGCUCAGAAUAGAAGAGAUGGUCACGCCUGCUUGCAGCCCCCUCCCUCUUCCUAGGUGUACACAUUCCAAUGUCCUCUCGCAGGGUGGUCUGGGGUUCAGUGGGAUGGUCAGCUUCCGUCGCUGUCUGGUACCUCCAGGCUAGCUACCAGAUCACCCCAUUUUGCUGUAGCCUCGCUCAGGGUUUUGCCAUUUGUGCUUGUGUUAUGUGAAGUGGGCACAGCUCCCCACCUGUAGCAAGUUGUCGGUCUGUCUCUGCGCCCCGGGGCCGGGUGGGGCCCCGGGGCUGAGCUCAGUGGCUCAGGGGUAACAGAAAGCCCUUGAUCUCCCCCCUCCCUCGGCCAGAAGGACUUCCCUGGGUUUGUAGGCGUUGAUCCAGAGUCAUAUGUCCUCUCUGGGAGAUUGACGGGGAAGCCGGGGAGGAAUGACAGUACAGGCCAAGAUGCUGGUGCUGGUUUGCAUAGGGAGGGUGUCCCUCCGGCCCUGGCAGGAUCGGAGGCAGGCCCCAGCCUGGGGAAGGUCUUCCCACCACAGGGCCUGCCCUGCCCUGCCCUCUCUGAGGGGGUUAGAGUCCACGAGACGGAGUGAGCCGCCUUCUUCUGUAUAUAGAGCGAGCCAGUACUGUGCUCAGGAAAACCUAGUCACUUGUCGCUGCUCUGUCUGUGACGUUUUCGUACACUGGUUUGCUACUCCGGGCACGAAACAAAAACAAAACAAAGUCGUUUCAAGCAACACUGUCGUUUUGGAAACUGGCUUUUCUUUUGGUGUGCAUUUUGUAUUCUAUUCUAAGGAAUUCUUCAUUUAUCUUGGUGUUAUUGUGGUGGAGAGAAUAAGAUAGUCUCAUUUUUGCCAGGAAAUGGGCACAUGCCUCUGUCCCCGCCCCCAUCCUUCCCCAUUUGCUGUGCACUGGGCAGAUCCCUCCUGUCACGUCCCAUCCCCCCACUCCCCCACUGGCUCCCUUUAGAACCAGUCUUUGUGAGCCUCCUAGACAGCAGCAGGGGGAGUGCCCUUGCCAGGCUGGUUCUUAGGUGGCCCCGUGCCCCCACCAGUUUUCUCACCUCCCCGGGGCAUCUUGUAAUGUAUUUUCCUCUGUUUUGUAAAACCUUCUGAUUGUGCCGAAAUGGUUUCUGCAGUCACCUUUAGAAAUAACUGGUCAUUCAUUUGUGUGCUUAGCAUUCUGAACUUUCAGUCUUAGCUUUUUCUGUUGUUGAAGAUCCCUGAGCGGUCCCCUCACCAUGGGACUUUACUGUUACAAUGUUUUCUUCAUUUACUCUGAUUAAAAGAUUUAUGAGAA